UGGGGCAGCCAUGAGGCCCAGAGAAAAAUGAUAAAAACCUUUUGAAAAAAAAAAUAGCAAAAAUCCUAAAAAAAAUACUUUGGAAAAAAAAUUGACUAAUUGGUAAGAUAAGGACAAAGUAAACCAAAAGCCUAGAAAAUGUCGACGCCAGACGGGGCCUGCCCGCUGGAGCGCAAGGUGCUGAUCCAGACCCUCAACACCAUCGUGCAAGUGCUCAGCGAAGACGCCAAGAAAAAGAAGGAGUGCCUGGCCAAGUGCGAGGCGGAGUGCGUGGCGGCCAAGCGGUGCGGCGCGGACACCAGCUUGUCCAGGGUGACGGCGCAGUGCGAGGAGACGGCCGUGGUGCCGUACGCGCCCGCCCCGCUCAAGGCCUGCAAGUCCUCGGAGCUGCGCGCGGGCGCCUUCUACUCCGAGUGCCGCUGCCUGAAGCGCGACGGGCUGCAGCGCGCGUGCAGGCGCACGGGCUGCGGCGAGCACUGCGGCUUCGUGCGCCCCGCCAUCCGCGACCCCGUGCCGCUGGGGUCCGCCGUGCCCGGCUACAGCCUGCGCCCCGUGUGCUGCCCCGGCGCCAAGGAGGCCGCCAGGCUCAAGUACCUGCACGACAAGGCCGAGCUGCUCAAGCGACCGCCCCCGCUGCCCCCGCUGGAGCCGCUGCCCCCGCCGCCCACGCCGCCGUACAACUGGACGGGCACCUUCGAGCACAAGUGCCAGCCGGACCGUCGCUGCCCGCGCAGGCCACCGCCACUCAAGUACCCGUGCGGCGGCGCCAAGUGCAAGCACUGGGAGGUGCCCCAGCCCUGCACGCUGCCCGUCUGCAGGGCGGACUGCUUCGAGCAGCCGCCGGGGUGGCCCACCUUCUGCCGAUGA
This is a messenger RNA of Thrips palmi, 867 nucleotides long. RefSeq lists its product as uncharacterized. The transcript has 5 exons. Bases 139 to 867 code for a protein of 242 amino acids. The record is from RefSeq and is a predicted model, not a curated record. NCBI's taxonomy places the organism in Eukaryota, Metazoa, Arthropoda, Insecta, Thysanoptera, Thripidae.